GUCUCUCGCAUUCAUCAGCCUACCUACACUCGUUUAUAUCCACCUCACCAACACCCACACUCGCUAUCGCUAUGCCUGGACCGUUCUCCAGUACCAGACUGUCUUUGGUCGAGUGCCUUGCCCAGCCGGCGGACUACAGCCAUAUCGCGCACAUCAUCGCCGAAGCUCGACGCCGACUUGCCACUACGAACAAUCGCCUUCCUACAGAUCCAGCCAGUGCCACCGUUGCCGUCGGCAACACCUACUUCGAGGCCGCGGUUCAGACUCUAGCCUUCUACGAUGGUGCAAACGCCCACGACAAGGCGAUUUUCGACAAACGGCACCAAGUGGUACUGUGUGCAAGAUACUUCAUCUUCGUCGCACGAACGGACGGCGUCAAGGUCGCCAAGCGCAAGAUUUGCGAGUUCUUCACCAUCAAGAAUCAUCGCUACCUAUGGCGCUUUAUCGCGCGGGAGUUGGGCCCCGUACAUGGCGAGAACAUAGCGAACGACCUGGAGCAUGCAUUCCUGACAGAAGACUGGGCAAAAAUCGCCAAGCAUCUCGCUUCCAUGGCGGCUUACAGUUCUCUGGAGGCCGACGAACAAGGGCGUCGAUCCAUCCAGGGCCAAUGGUCGUCCAUUGUCAAGCAGCCGUCAGAAAGGGCACAGAGGGCAGAUGCUCGCGUAGCCGAGCCCGGCACGGUCCCUGACAGUGACGACAGCCCCCAGGGCGACUUCGUCGAUGAAGACGAGGACGAUUCCGAUGACGAGGCUGACGACUUGGCCAGGGAAGCUGAGGCCGCGGAGGAGUACGACUCAAUUCGGACCCAUGUCUUCCACUCUGAUCUUCGUGAUCGUGCGGACGAAUGUCGUCGAGGUCCGAUGUCGGCGUCGCUAGCAGCAUGCAACGCAGCAUUCAAGAAGACGUUGGAACCAGCCGAGAAGGACCUCGAGAGGACUUUGGCGACAUUUUGCGCCAAGCUGAACAAGCUGGCCGAGCAGUUCCGUGGGCAUGGCAUCAAGAUCGCUGCACAGAAGGAUAUCCCCAUCCCACCGCUCGCGACGUGGCCGUACAGCUACGAAGCGUUGGAAGCCGCUCUUGACCUUCAACGCUGCGCAACCGCUCCUCGAACCACCGCUGCCACGGCCUCCUCCGCACCGCAGUAUCGAACGUCUACGUACCCUGACGCGCCAUCCGUUGGCGGGUCACGCGCCUCCGGUCAACCGUCUGUAACUGUGUCGACUCUCACUCGAACAACCACCGUCUCCGAUCAAUCCAACUUCAACAGCCUCUCCAGCCGGGCACGUCACCCGAGUUUACCGUUGUCGUAUGCCUCUGCUGCCGCUCAGUCUGUUCCCAUCGGGACUCGGUCCGCCUCUGGCUCUACAACUGGCGCUCCUUCGUCCGGCACCUUCUGUGACUCUGGAAUUUCGAGAUCGCUGACCAGGACUUCUUCUGACGCUGGUCGCUUCUCUGCUGCUCCUGGCGGCUCUGCCACGACUCGGGUCUCUGGCAACAUGGCAUCAGAUCAGGCCGCAGAAGCCUCAACGAGAAACGACUCUCAGGCGUCGGUUCCUUCGUCUUCGCAUGCUCCGCUCGGUCGGUCAUCGCACAAGCGCGCGCAGCGGGAAGACGAUCUCGAGGAUGAGCGCGUUUCCAAACUGAGGCGGUAUUUUCCCCGCGCCAUCUAGACGCUACGUCGAAGUCUGGUGCGCACCUCGUUUUCUCACGUAACUCCCAUCUCCUGAAUUUGAACUUAGAAACCGAUUCGUUUGGCGGUCUCUGUUUGGUCUUCACGCUCGCGCCCUAUGCAUUCUUCUUGGGCUGUCCUCCUGUAAUUCUCGGUCUCCCGCUGCUGGCUGCUCUGUUACUUCGCCAAGGGAGUUUGCAGUUUGUAAACACUUGGUGAGACUGGACCGAACGCACGUACCUACCUAUAUACCCACUGUCUUUGCCUUUGUGUAACAAGAAGGAUGAUUAUUCGCAACCAAUCGAUGAAGGGU
Schizophyllum commune H4-8 is the source of this 1982-nucleotide messenger RNA. RefSeq lists its product as uncharacterized. The coding region runs from base 72 to 1670 and encodes 532 amino acids. The record is from RefSeq and is a predicted model, not a curated record. The transcript is spliced from 5 exons. NCBI's taxonomy places the organism in Eukaryota, Fungi, Basidiomycota, Agaricomycetes, Agaricales, Schizophyllaceae.